AUCGGAUGACACGAUGGUUUUACGUGCUUUACCUUGAAAGUAGGUAAACUGGUGUAUCUCAAUAUAAAGACUGACAAUUUUUUUGUCGACCUUAAGCUGUUUCACGAACGUUCCAGUAAUGGCUACAACAGAUAUUGACCACGUCAUGCAUUCGCUUCGCUUGUAUAGUGAAUGUUACAUUACGUCACGUAAAGUUUGGAAACUCGAUCGACUGAAGUGUGUCGCAAGAUAUAAAACAAAGUUCAAAAUCUUAUCACGGCCACCAGUCGUGAGAAUUACGAGACAUGUGCCGUGUAUUUUUUAUUUGAACAACAAGCUAGUAACGCUUAAAAAAUCUCCCCUUUUGUUCACAAUCGAAUUAUGUCAAUAGCAUAUAAACUCCAAUGUGGCAAAGCAACAUGAGAUAGAGGAAAACCAACCAUUUUACUUCAAAUCUAACCGUUUUAAAAUUUAAAUCUUGUUUAAUAUCAACAGGCAACAGUUCGAAUUUGACUGGAGUUCAUGGAUAAAAUGCAUAUCAAACGGAUGUGAGGAUUUCAUCAAAAAUUUUUAGCAGGAUGCUCGUAUCGAUUCCUGCAUGAAAUUUACAUUUUCUGGCAACAGGCAACUCAUAGAUUGGGAUUGCUAGUUAUAGCUUUACUUCUGAGUAUAAUGCUAGUGCCUGUUUUGUGGAAUAUUAGACGUGCUUGGAGAUUGAAGGUCCAUUUAGCAAAAUGCCAAUAACGAACAAGACCUAUCCUUUCAAACUAAUUGCCAUUAUUUCUUUCGGAUGUUUAGGUUUUUCCCACGGUUCAUUUCUUAGUGAUGACGAAUUCAUGAGUCAACUUAAUUGCACAGCUGGUUUGUCCGUCUGCUCUGAUUUGAGUCAGUGUAUUCCUUCGACGUAUCUGUGCGACGGCCGAAUGGAUUGUGAGGACGGAUCGGACGAGAAGUGGACGCUGUGUUACUAUCGAAAGUUUAAUUGCGCCGACAAUACAACUUUAAUUCGCGCAUCGUUACGUUGCGACGGUAGGAAAAAUUGUCUAGACGGUUCAGAUGAAGAAGGAUGCCGCAGAAGAACCAAAAAUCAGUUGACAAACAUAUUCGUUUCAAAAGCUCCGAUAUUGCCUUCAAGAUUGACAACUACACCAGAGCCUGUGCCAACAUUAUCAAGUACAUUUUCUAUGGAUGAAGAAGAAAUUGCUCAAUCAACAAUAGGAUCAGUUAACAAUUCAAUUGCUGUUGAGACAGAAGAAGAAAAAGAUCAUUCUCUCGCUGUCGACAGCUUACUUAUGGACAAGGAAGAAGAAGUCACUCUUGGAUUUUUAAACCUUUUUUGUUUUUGGCUUGCGGUGGCCAUCGGAGGACUCGCAGGAUUAGCAUUCACUACUGCCGUACUUAUGCAAGGCUCAACCUACAUUAAGAAAAGGCGAUGCAGAUCAGUAAAUUUAGGACCUGGGUCAAUGCCGAAUCAAAGUCAAGAUUUAACAUAAUUUCAUCCGGCCUUUUUGGUGGUCCCCAUAUCUGGUCUUCUCAGCAGCACCCUACAGAAUCCACACAAAAUUACCUCUUGAUCGACCCAAAUUAAUUAUGAUGGCUCCAAUAACGCCUAACUGUUUGGAUAAUACGUAUAGGCAUACUGUGUACAUACCAAUUUCACUCAUAAGAAUUAAUUAGACGAAAAGUAUAAACGUGUAAA
Daphnia pulex (common water flea) is the source of this 1678-nucleotide messenger RNA. RefSeq names its product low-density lipoprotein receptor-related protein 2-like. The record is from RefSeq and is a predicted model, not a curated record. The coding region runs from base 714 to 1472 and encodes 252 amino acids. NCBI's taxonomy places the organism in Eukaryota, Metazoa, Arthropoda, Branchiopoda, Diplostraca, Daphniidae. Gene Ontology annotation, molecular function: protein binding. The transcript is spliced from 6 exons. Gene Ontology annotation, cellular component: plasma membrane.